UUUCCUAUUACGAUGAUACCUUAUCUGUGGCUUCAACACUACUGCAUAAAUGCAAAAUGUCAAAAAAAUUACACACGACACACGGUUUUUUGAUAAUGUUGAGUGAUUGUUCAGCAAGCUAACGCAAACAAAUUUAGACAACACAAUGACUGAGGACCAAGAUGCCAAGGAUUCGCAAUCAGAUUCAGGCAACAAGGCUUUCGCCAAUAAGAACAAGGACAGGAAGACGAAGGCUCAACGGCCUUUGAUCAAAAUAAUCCUUAGGCGUUUGCCGCCCACCAUGACGGAGGAAUCGUUUAUGGAACAAGUGUCUCCUAUACCAGAACACGACUAUUUUUACUUUGCAAGACCUGAUCCUUCGCUGGGGAAUAACCUUUACUCCAGAGCUUAUAUAAACUUUGUAAAUGUUGAUGAUAUUUUCUUGUUCAAAGAUAAAUUUGAUGGAUAUGUCUUUUUAGAUGACAAAGGUGUGGAGUAUGUGGGUAUUGUAGAAUAUGCCCCAUUUCAAAGAAUACCUAAAAAGAAGAAGAAGAAGGAUCCAAAAUGUGGUACCAUAGAGAGUGACCCAAUUUACCAGGAAUUUAUGGAAAACCUAACUAAAGAACCAGAGACAGAGAACCAACCAAAACUGGAGUAUGCUUACCCUGUCAAUGAUGCAAAUGACAAAAAGGUUCAAUCAACUCCAUUGCUUGAAUACCUUGCGGCUCGUAAGCAAGACAAACGCGGCAGAGACGAGCGCAGGCGACGCGAAAACGAUAAGAGGAAAAUGAGAAUCGAGAGAAAAACCAAAGACACCAUAAAAAGAUCCAGUGAUUUAUCAGAAGAUGAAAGUUUUAAUUAUAGUUCUGAAUAUCAUGAACAAAAACAAGAAUACUGUAAUAAUAAUUUUUGGUUUGGAGAACAAAGAGUAUACCAUAAAAGUAAAGUUCACAGUUCAUCUAGAAUUGAAUCUAAAUGUUUGCACAACAAUGACGAAUUUGUUACAAAUGAUUCUGACUGGGAUAGUCAUUUUCCAGCGUUGUGUAUGAAAACUCAUAACACUUUUACUCUGACAUCUGGAAAAUUGUGUGACAAAAAAGAAAUCCAGGAUGGCAGUCAAAAAAGUGGCGGCGAUACAUGCGAUAAGGAAGAAGAUAAUGGAGAGAAUGAAGUCAAAAAGAUUAAAUCAAGAGAAUGGGAAAAGGAAAAAAUUGAGACAAAAGAUGAACACGUAAAAUCAAAUAAUCAAGAUGGAUCUGUUUUUGAAUCUAAAACAUAUAGAGAACAGCGCAAAACAGGAUUGAAUGUGUUAGGUGAUAAGAAAAAGCGACUUGAGAAUGACAGAAAAGAUGGUUCAAUUAACGAUGAUCAAGGGGAAGAAUCGGAAGCUUUUAAAAGAGACAAGAGAGACAAAGUAAAGGAAUCUCCACGUGAACUGAAAAGUAAAAAAUAUAGUGACACCAGAAAAGAAAGAAUUAAACAAAAUGAAUUUGUUAAAUCCGAAAGACAAUCUGCAGUAAGUAAAAUUAUAGCUGAGAGUAAAGGGAAAACACUAAAUGAUGAUAUCAAACCAUUCACACAAUUACCGCAAGUGAAAACUGAUGAUCUGACAAAAUUAAUAGAAGGAAUGGACAAAAAGAUGAAAUUUGAAGAAGCAAAGAAUCAGGAAAAUUCUAAAGAUCACUCUGGAGACAAGGUAGAGAAUGAUGUGACAGGUGCUGUAAUCAGAAGAAGCAGUCUGGAAUCUAAUGAUGUAAAUGUAAAAGAGACCGCACUGAAGAGACAAACAUCUCUCGAUGACAGAAGUAAAUCUACUGAUAGAGAGGGUUCUGAGGAGAAGGAAAAAACUGAAGGUACAGACCAACGCACGGAACGCAGAAUUAGGAAUAAGGAUCGCCCAAGUUUGGUUAUAUACCAACCAGGCAUGGGGAAGUUUAGCAAACAGCGUCUUGCAAAGGAAAAGGAAACACACAUACCGGGCACGUCUAAAGGCGUGAAUGAUAGUGAAAAGAAGGACACCUGAAGCACUUGGCUCUCUUCCCCAAUGCUUGGAUUACAUUCAACGGAAUUUCCCUGAAGCUGGCAUUCAUGUCCACGCAGACAAAGUAGAAGAGGACAUCUGAAUGUGCCAACGGAAGGAACUACUGCUUGUGUUCACUCAAUACAGUUUUUUUUAUUGAUUUAUUUCAGUUGUGUAAUUUGUUUCACUUUGGAGAUGUUAACAAAAUCAAAUAGCAUUUUUUCUACCUUCAUAUUUUUAGCUUAUGACAACUUCGUUCAGUUUGUUAAUUUAAUUUAAAUAUAAUUCGUUGUUUUAAUGAGUU
This is a messenger RNA of Manduca sexta (tobacco hornworm), 2303 nucleotides long. Its product is annotated as regulator of nonsense transcripts 3B. The transcript is spliced from 7 exons. Gene Ontology annotation, cellular component: nucleolus; cytoplasm. The record is from RefSeq and is a predicted model, not a curated record. Gene Ontology annotation, biological process: nuclear-transcribed mRNA catabolic process, nonsense-mediated decay; positive regulation of translation. Bases 146 to 2002 code for a protein of 618 amino acids. Gene Ontology annotation, molecular function: mRNA binding. NCBI's taxonomy places the organism in Eukaryota, Metazoa, Arthropoda, Insecta, Lepidoptera, Sphingidae.